Messenger RNA from Cucurbita pepo subsp. pepo (vegetable marrow), 1065 nucleotides. RefSeq lists its product as uncharacterized. The record is from RefSeq and is a predicted model, not a curated record. NCBI's taxonomy places the organism in Eukaryota, Viridiplantae, Streptophyta, Magnoliopsida, Cucurbitales, Cucurbitaceae.
GGGGUUGGGACCGAUGAGCGAAUAGCAGGGGAAGGCCAACGCCGGAUCGCGCUGAAGUUGGAGAGCAAAGCAACUGCGGAAGAGAGCAACGAUGACGGUGUUUCAUUUCUUCAACUGCGCAAUUCUCACUUUCGGUCCUCAUGCUGUCUACUACUCUGCAACGCCCUUAUCUGAGUAUGACACACUCGGAACGUCAGUCAAAGCGGCACUGGUUUACCUUGGAACGGCCUUAGUAAAGCUUGUAUGCCUUGCAACCUUCCUUAACGUGUCAGAGAAUGACUCCUUUGACCUAUAUCAGGAACUGUUGAAAGCGCUUAUUGGUUUAAUAGAUGUUGCCGGACUUUACUUUGCUUUGACCCAGUUGACUUACCGGAACAUUUCUCAGAACCAUAAAUUUCAGGCAGUUGGACUGGGUUGGGCAUUCGCUGAUUCUGUUUUGCAUAGACUUGCACCACUUUGGAUUGGUGCCAGAGGACUAGAGUUUACUUGGGAUUACAUUUUGCAGGGCCUUGAAGCUAAUGCAAAUCUGGUGUUGAGCAUAUCCCUUGCUGCAUUGGGAUCUUUGAUGUGGCUUCGGAAGAACAAACCCAAAGCGCUAAUUCCCAUAAUUUAUAUCUGUGCACUGAUUGUGGCUACUAUGCCAUCAAUCACAAGCUACUUAAGGCGGGGAAUGGGUUGGCAUUUCCCUAAGGUGGUGGGAUUUGAACUCUUCACCUCUUUGGCGAUGGCUUUUAUUAGUUGGCAGCUUUUUUCUGCUUGUCAGAGACCCUCUGUUUAAGGUUAUGGCACACUGGGGUUGACUAUAUUGAUGCUGGACGUGAAUUUUGGAGGUGUGGAUUGCAGAUCUCCUUUUACUUAACCUUCUCUUUUGCAGUGUUCCGCCUAAUUUCGUAAUCAUUUGCAAAACCAAAUUGUGGGGUUAAGUUUCAGAUGUUGUAAGGUUGUAAGCUUUGUAAUGUAUGAUGACGGGUAAAAGGGAGUUUCAGAUGUUGUAACGUUUAGUUCUUUUUCUUUUGAGAUUUUGAAUGGAAGUAAAAGGUAGCUUGCCAGGACAAUGUUAUCUCA